CGAGGGAGGUAGAGGGGGCUCGCGCCGCGCACGGGGCCGCUGCCGCCGCCAUAGUGGGAGCCGCGGUCACUGGCUCUGGUUGAGGAUUCAGAAUGGGAGACAAGCCUAUUUGGGAGCAGAUUGGAUCCAGCUUUGUACAACAUUAUUACCAGCUUUUUGAUGCAGACAGGACUCAGUUAGGAGCAAUAUACAUUGAUGCAUCAUGCCUUACGUGGGAAGGACAGCAGUUCCAGGGCAAAGCAGCCAUUGUUGAAAAACUCACUAGCCUCCCUUUCCAAAAAAUACAACACAGCAUCACAGCACAAGACCACCAACCUACACCUGAUAGCUGUAUACUCAGUAUGGUAGUGGGACAGCUUAAGGCUGAUGAAGAUCCUAUCAUGGGAUUCCACCAGAUAUUUCUAUUAAAGAACAUCAACGAUGCCUGGGUUUGCACCAAUGACAUGUUCAGGCUAGCACUGCACAACUUCGGCUGAGCUGCUCAUCCCGAGGCACCCGGGCUUUUUUUUUUCCUUUUUUUUUUUCCCCUUUUUUUCCCCCCUGCCCCGUAUUCCUCCUCUCCUCUUAACUGGUAUUAUCCACACUCACGGAACAUUCCAAAUAUCAUACACAAACCUGCAGCACUGCAGAGCGUGAGCAAGCAAGACUUGUGACCUGCCCUUCUGCUGAGUUUACAUUGUCACUAGAUGAGUUUCUUGUGCAUGAUGUUUGGAAGUUAGACUUAGCUGCAUUUGAUAAGAGAAAUUUGUGUUGUACCAGCAUGCCUCGGAAAGAAUUUAUAAUGCAAAAGGUUGUUGUUUAUGUACUGACAAGAUGCUCUAUAACCCAAAGAAAUGAAAGAACAGCAGCCUGUACAGCCCAGUUAUUGAUUUGUUCAGAUGUUUCAAUGCUACAUUACACAAUAAUAAAACAGAGAUUUUCUUAAAAG
Cinclus cinclus is the source of this 928-nucleotide messenger RNA. RefSeq names its product nuclear transport factor 2 (gene NUTF2). The transcript has 5 exons. Gene Ontology annotation, biological process: protein import into nucleus. Lineage: Eukaryota; Metazoa; Chordata; Aves; Passeriformes; Cinclidae. The coding region runs from base 93 to 476 and encodes 127 amino acids. The record is from RefSeq and is a predicted model, not a curated record. Gene Ontology annotation, cellular component: nuclear pore central transport channel.